Molecule: messenger RNA, 704 nt
Organism: Medioppia subpectinata
Lineage: Eukaryota; Metazoa; Arthropoda; Arachnida; Sarcoptiformes; Oppiidae
Source: the annotation of a GenBank genome assembly
UCGACUAGUUAUAAUACAGUAUAGAAAUGAAUCUAAAUGCAAAUGAACUAGCUACUUUACGCACAGUUUGGGAUGCUUAUUCAGCCGAUUCUAUCAGUAACGGUUGCGAUUUAUUUAUAAGAUUAUUCAAAGAAAAUCCAACAUAUAUUCAAUGGUUCCCGAAGAUUGGCCCCAAUCUUAAAAACGACCCGGAGGUUAUCCGUAUAAGUCAGACCGAUAUACGGUGGGUAUCGCGGUUUAUCGAUGCUGCCAUCGCUGGUGAUAACCAGGGCAUAAGUAGAUACUUGCGUAAACUAGCAGGGUGUCAUGUCAGAGCAAAAGUAAACGAGGUGAUGUACGAUGUAUUCAAAGAGUGCAUACUGAGUGAAUUGGUGGAAAAAUUAGGUCCCAGUGUUAUGACGGUUGAUACGGAACUCCGCGGCAACGAUGCGGUCAUCCGUAACGGUAUCUCAGACCUGGAGUUUGUGUCCAAAAUCAUUGACAGUCUCGUCGAACAGAGUCCGGAAGAGACCCGCAAACUAAUACGCAAACAGGCCGGCUGUCACAAUAGCCACAAAGUGACCGAGGGCAUGUUUGACAGAAUGAGACUGUGCGUGCUGGGUGAAUUGAACGAUAAAUUGGGCCCCAAUGUUAUGACCGAUGCUACUCAGGCUGCCUGGCAUAAAUUCUUUAAAGUCUACAUAGCGGCUCUUUACCCAGCUUGA